Molecule: messenger RNA, 3953 nt
Organism: Mus musculus (house mouse)
Lineage: Eukaryota; Metazoa; Chordata; Mammalia; Rodentia; Muridae
Product: cDNA sequence BC049715
Exons: 2
Coding region: 1797-2540 (247 amino acids)
Source: RefSeq, a predicted model, not a curated record
UUCCAAUUCUGGAUUGUGGUUUGUUCUAGAUAUAGCUGAUAACCAGAAAUAGCUAUUAUAUUUCCCUUCUACAUCCCCAUUCCUUAAGACUCCUCCCCAUCCUUUCCCCUUAAAGGUAAGCAUUUAAAACGAAAUCUUCAUAAAGUGUGAACUUGGUCUGUCUCGAAAAAAAACCAAAAAGCAAAACAAAACAACAAAAAACCAAAAACAAAAAAACACAAAUCAAAAAACCAAAAACACCCUCACACUUGGUUAUUUUUCAACUUAGUUUCAGCAUCCUUAACAGAAAAGGUCCUAAGGGAAUUUUUGACAUCAAGUACUUUGAAAGAACUGAUUGAGGUGUAUAUUAAUUUUUAGGAUGUUGUAGAUAGGCACUAAUGUUACAAUGAAUUAAUAACCAAUAGAACAUUUACAAUUUAUAUUAAAACAAAUGUGUUCCCUAACAAUGUAACAUCAGUACCAUACUAAAACUACCUUUGACUUAGUGGGAAAAAAAAUAAGUAUUCAAUAAAUAAUCUGGGCUGGCCACCAUCUCCCUAUCCCUCUGUCUCAUUGUUUAGAUGGAUUGAAUUACAGUUAGAAGCCUUGAUGCCUGGGAAUGUCAUUAAUUCUUGUUUUGAUUACUCUUUGAGUGUCAGUAAUAGCAAGACCUAUUAGUUCAUAAAAUAAAAACCAGGUAAUAAAUUUAGAAAGUGACACAAAUUGUGAUAUUUUGAAACUAAUUUAUAAAACCAGUGAUAACAUAGAAAUUAAUACAUUUGGAAAAGUUAUGUGGCUAGUUAAAAUUCUUCAUCUGCUUGUAAAAUUUUCCUGAGAUAUACUGGAUACUUUAUACCAAUGAUUUAUUUUUGUCUUUGCGUUAAAAACCAAACGACUAUAACCAGGACUAUCUCAACAUUGUUACAUACAAUGGUUUUUGAAGUAGACCCUAAAAACGGCUUAGUGAGAAUGGUUAGAUAAAGGUUUAGAAAACAAAUGCUGUAUCUAGAGAAACUAAGUUCCAUCAAUAGGCCUCCAUGGCCUCUCCUUUUCCUGAGUUCAGGAGGCAAUUAACAUAGGUCUGCAAAUGCUUUAUGGGGCAGAGGGAGCUGCCUCUUUUUGGUGGUACUGAAAAUAAAAUUAUCCCCCUGAAAAAUAGAAAUUAAUUACUUUCCUUUAAUCAACAAAUUCUUAACAGGGAGUGAGCCUUUUUCUUCACUCUAACAUAUUUUAUGCAGGGAUCACUGCAUUUUAUGCCUUGUUUUGUUUACAAUGUUCCACACACUUUGACCACUCAAGAGAUAGAUGACAAACAGGUGGUCAAUAUUGACUGCAUUACAGACAACAUUUAUUAUCUCAUCCUUUCCCAAUCCAUCCAGCCACGCUUUGAACUGAGGAGAACCUCGCAGAUGCAUGGCUUUCGUUCAUUCUGGAACAUAAUGUUGUUGAGGUUGCUCUGCCUUCAUUUCCGGGUGGCAGACAAUUGUAUUUAAUCUGGUGGAAGAAAAUGUUGAUAUGAUUUUGCAGUCUUUUCCAGUUCACAAACAACUGUUUUUGAUCUGGGGGUAAAAAUAACAGCACUAUGUAUGUUUUACUUGAAGGUCACAGGUCUGUGUCUAGUCAGAUGUUAUUAAGUCUGUCUUAUUAGACAUUAAGUGAUGUUUGAAACAGGAAAUGGGAAUGGUCUCUCCAUUUAGCAGGAAUAUUUGAAGACAUUUGCUGCGAACAAGGAAGCAAUAGCCUGUGCCUGCUGGUCUAUGAUGCCUUUACACCUCAGUGGUUCUGACAACAGGGGUUGAAAGUUGUUUGUUGGAGAAAUGUCUUCUGAGUCAGAAAAGGAUAAAGAGAGACUGAUCCAAGCUGCCAAACUAUUCUUCUUCCACAUACGAGACCUGGUCUCCUUCAUAAAUCGGUUCGUUGAGCUGUUUAACCUCACGAUGAAGACUCAGAUCCUUCCCAUGAAUCUGAACGAAGAGAGCUGCAUUAAAGAUUUCUUUGAACAAAUGAUCAGAAAUUUCAAAGAGAUGCAACUGAUGGUGGAUGGAAAGCACAAACAAAUGCAGAAGGAGCCGUUGUGCUCUAAGGUGCUGACUGCUAUGACCUCUGCAGUGGAGAAGUGCGCCACCAUUGCUCCACACCACACCGCGGAAGAUAUGCUCAGAAACAUCCAGACAUCAGGUGCUGCCUUGGUCCUGAAGACCAGUCAUGUGCUUGUGAAUCUAGAAACUUCUCUCUCACUCCUGAUGCAGUUCCCCAUCAUGGGUCUUCGAUUAAGUGACCUCUAUAGAGAGGAGACCAAAGAGCAGUCAGAUGCCACCUCAGAUGCCACCACAUCUGAGAAAAACAAGAGUCCAGAAUGUCCCAAAGCCACUACAGAGGAAACCUUGAGGAAGCUGCAAGAUGUGCUAAGUCCUGAGAAUGCCCACACGCCCGUAGAAGCAGCCGCAGAUGAGCUGGAACAGUUUGUCAAGAGUAUGGAGAUAACGUUACAGGUCCUCCAGAAAUCCAUCAAGACCAUGGAAGGGGAUAUCUUUGUACUUACGCAGGUCCAGGGCAAGUAGAGGACAACAUGUUCCUUUCUGAAUGAAAAGCAGCUUGAGUUCUCGAAUUUUUCAUGGUACCGUGUACAUUUUAUUGAUGCUGUAUAUUUGGUAUGUUAGAACCCAAGGGCAGAGUCAUCACUUGGCAAGCCACUCACCUGUAGUUCUGCUUUGUUAAAAAAAACAAUAAUAAUCAAAGAAAGCCUGCUUGAAAUGGCAGUGACUAAACAGAAUGCCCUGCUGCAAGGACCGAGGCAGCAUUUCACUUGGGGAUAGUUCUAAAUAAGUGGUUGCUCUUAAAGCAUAUUAAAGCUACUGGUCUGUCCUCCUCACAAGUCUAUCUCCAGUGGCAACAGUGUGAAGUCCAGGUAAGUACUGGCAUUAUCAUAUGGCAAUCUAUUCAUUUCCAUGUGGCAAUAUGUACCUUAUGGUAAUCUAGAUGGCAUGACUGUUUACUCUUAGGGAGCAUACAAACUGGAUUUUGUCAUUCAUACUGGUAUAGGCUGAGAGUGGAGUCACCUUGUCAGGAUUUCCAGCUUCCUGCAUCCUGGGACAAAAAAACAGGGCAGAGAAAUCUAUCCUGUAGCAGAAAUACAGAAAGGAUGCGCUUUCAGGAGAGGAAGUGGGCCAGAGUUGAGAGGGAAGGUCAGAUGCUCAAUGGUGUCGCCCUGGAAGAGUUGUGAUCCUUGAUGGGGCACUUGCAUAAUGCCAGCUUUGUUAUGUUUUUUGUUAUGGGCUUUUGUGCCCAAGCUGUCCUACCUACAGGAGACAACGUCUUUCCUUAUGCUAGAAGUUUGCUUCAUGUGGUAGUUGCACAGCCUUUGUUAUGACUUUAAUUUUUUCAAAUCCCUUUUUAAAUGAUGGCUCUUAAACACUUUAAUCUCCCUUGUAGCUCACCACUCACCGGAGGUUGUAGAAAAGAAAGGAAAAUAAGUGGGCCUGCUUAGAAGGGUUCUUUGGAGUGAAGUCUUUGUUGUCUGGAAAUCAGCUUAGUUCAUAUGUUAGCAGGCAGCGGCAGAUGGAUCCACUGCAAACACUUCACAGAUACACCAGCAGUCCAGUCAGGUAACAUUGGGGUAGCAAGCAGAGGUGGCACAACCUAGCAGAGACAGCCAGGCCUCAGCCUUGGCUUGAGUCACCAGGAGAGACCUGGAGGGACACCAGAAGGAGUUCUCAGCUGUUCCUCUCUCAGGGAAGUGAAGAUCAGCAAAGAUGCAAGACUCAUAAGCUUUGCACAGCUAGCUGCACCAGCAAGCCAAGCUCUGUCUCCAUCACUUUGUCGAGUCCUGUUUAUACCCUCUUUUUACCCUGCAAACAUAACAUGUCCUCCACGUGCCUUGCCUCAGCAAAUGUAUCAAGUCCACAGAGUCCCACAAAUGCAGCUCUACUAUGCAGUGUAAGGCUGACCAAUACAUGUGUGUUGUUGGCAAAGAA